CUAUGCACGUACGCACGCACUUAAAAAAGCUUAUGCGGAAGCACAUUCACAGAGCGACCUUGGAUUUUGAAUCAUGAACGCAGCAGCGUCAGCAACAACAGCUAAUAGCAGUGUUUACUCUCUUUCCUCGGGUUCAAAUAUCAAACGUUUCCUGUUCUUCAAUGAUGCUCGUCAACAUCAACGCUCUCGGUUCCUGCUAGCUCCCAGGGCUUCUGCUCCGAAGGACAGCAAGAACGAUGAUGAUGAGAUACAGAAACAGCAACCAUCUGUGUCGCUUAGCCUGGACGACGUCAACCCUGUGGGACUCGGUCGAAGAUCGCGGCAGUUAUUCGAUGAGGUUUGGAGAAAGUUUUCCGGAUUGGGUCAGAUUUCUAGGACUAUCCGCACGGAUGAUCAGGAGGCUCUUGACGCCCUUCUCGUCCGCGAAGGUCCCAUGUGCGAGUUCGCAAUCCCUGGCGCUCAGAAUACAACUGUACUCGUUGUUGGUGCCACCAGCCGCAUUGGUCGCAUCGUUGUUCGAAAGCUCAUGCUCAGAGGUUACGCCGUCAAGGCUCUGGUAAGAAAGGCAGAUCAGGAGGUGGUUGACCUGCUUCCAAGGUCAGUAGAGAUAGUGAUUGGGGAUGUUGGUGAUCCCACCACUGUCAAGUCUGCUGUAGAAGGUUGUAACAAAAUAAUAUAUUGUGCCACUGCUCGCUCUGCUAUAACUGGGGAUCUCUUCAGGGUUGAUCAUCGAGGAGUUUGUAAUCUAACUAAAGCAUUUCAGGAUCACAAUAAUAAAUUGGCCCAAUCACGGGCUGGGAAAAGCAGCAAAAGUAAGCUCUUGAUUUCCAAAUUCAAAUCUGCAUCUUCGUUGGAUGGAUGGGAUGUUCGUCAAGGAACUUACUUCCAAGAUGUAGUCACCACAAAAUAUGAUGGAGGGAUGGAUGCUAAAUUUGAGUUCACUGAGAAUGGAGAUGCCGUUUUCUCAGGGUAUGUCUUCAAUAGAGGAGGCUAUGUGGAACUUUCAAAAAAACUUUCUCUACCAUUAGGUUAUACUCUUGACAGGUACGAGGGUCUGGUUCUCUCUGUUGGUGGCAAUGGAAGAUCUUAUGUAUUAAUUCUAGAAGCUGGUCCUUCGGCAGAUCCAAGUCAGAGUAGAUUGUAUUUUGCAAGAAUUAGUACAAAAGUGGGAUUUUGUAGGGUUAGAGUACCAUUUUCAUCAUUCCGCCCAGUGAAACCAGAUGAUCCAAUGUUAGAUCCUUUUCUUGUACAUACAUUGACGAUACGCUUUGAGCCUAGAAGACAGAGGCCUGCUGAAAUAAAUGCAACAGUGAAACAGGAUUUGAGAAGCUUUAAGCUUAUAUUGGAAUAUAUUAAAGCCUUGCCUACUGGGCAAGAAACUGAUUUUGUCUUAGUUUCAUGUUCUGGACUAGGAAUUGAGCCUUCCAGGCGGGAACAGGUUCUUAAAGCCAAGAGGGCAGGUGAAGAUUCCUUAAGAAGAUCUGGCCUUGGAUACACAAUAGUUCGUCCUGGUCCAUUGCAGGAAGAACCUGGAGGGCAGCGUGCUCUAAUAUUUGAUCAAGGAAACAGAAUAUCUCAGGGUAUCAGCUGUGCUGAUGUAGCUGAUAUAUGUGUGAAGGCACUGCAUGAUACAACUGCAAGAAACAAAAGCUUUGAUGUAUGUUACGAGUAUAUUGCCGAGGAAGGAAGGGAGCUUUAUGAGCUGGUUGCACACUUGCCCGACAAAGCAAAUAACUACUUGACACCAGCACUUUCUGUCUUAGAGAAGAAUACCUGAUCAUCCCUUGUUGAGAGAAAAUACUUCCCAGAAGAAUCUCUGUAUUUAUUCAUGGGUAAGUACCACUUUAUGAGAAUCAAUUUAUCCAUCUUCAUGAGAAUCAUGUUUAAGACUAGGAAGGUUGCUUCAUUUAUGAGAAUGUUCUGUGUCUGAUUACAAAAUUUGUAAUCUUGUAACAAAUAUUGGAAGAAUAUAUUCCUUAUCCGUAUAUUUUCCAAAAUAUUGUAAAAACAAUAUACUCUCAUAAAACUCAACCCCUUAGCGUCAGCUAACUGGAGGCUUCGUAGUUCGGGGGCACGUGGGUCAUCAUCACCUGAAACUUUAUUCCAGAUUGAGGUCCAAGCUUUGACAAAUGGUAGGGAUAUUUGCAAAUUAGAGGGAAUAUGCGUGAAAAAAUUUUAGGGGGUAAUAUUUGGAGAUUUUGUAACUUUGAGACUGAGAAAUGCAGUUAAGCUCUUCUAAAAUUUAA
Molecule: messenger RNA, 2246 nt
Organism: Cajanus cajan (pigeon pea)
Lineage: Eukaryota; Viridiplantae; Streptophyta; Magnoliopsida; Fabales; Fabaceae
Gene: HCF173
Product: high chlorophyll fluorescence phenotype 173
Source: RefSeq, a predicted model, not a curated record